GUCCGUUCCACGCUGCUGUCUCGUGAAUGGGUCAAGACCAAAAAAAACAAACCCAUCCGGUCCCUCUGUUUUAAACGGGUCGCCACAUACCCCUCCGUUCAUUCUGGACAGUCAGGCAACGGACCCGCCACGCGCCCGACGGAUCAAGAACUCUCAAAUUCGGGGCUUUGAUCACCGAGGCCUUGGGUGCGUUCGAAGCGUCCCGGACUGCGUGUGUCAGUCGAGGCAGCUGUUUAGGGCAGGAGAAGAACUUGACGAGCCACAGCUCAACGUGUUGCUGGCAGAGUCAUGACCCUGAGACCAGCCAAUGGCUGCAGACAGCUGACCUUGACCUUUGGCCUGACCCUCGCUCUGGGCCUGCUGCAGUGGCCGAUAGGAGAUGUCCGCGGUCAGGAUGGUGGUCCGUCUCCUGCGCUUGUCCUUCAGGAGCUGCUGGCACGCUACGGUGACAACACCAGUAUCUCCGUCCCUCAGCUCCGAGCGCUCCUCACGCGCUUAAACGGAGACCAUGACGCACAAACACAGCCUGCCAAAGCCAAUGCAUCUCAGUGCUUGGCUGCAGACACUCUGGCAGCGUACGGGAUGAACGAAAAGUCCCGUAUAGAUGAACGAGGCCUGCAGGAAAUCUGCCCUACCAUGAUACAGCAGCUGGACUCACAAGCUUGCAAGAGCCAACAGGACCAAGAGCCCGAGACCAGCCCCAGACCCACUGAUGCUGAGGUGUGGGGCUAUGGGUUCCUGUGUGUGACCGUGAUCUCUCUGUGUUCACUGGUCGGGGCGAGCGUGGUUCCCUUCAUGAGGAAAACCUUUUACAAGCGGUUGCUGCUGUACUUCAUAGCCCUGGCCAUUGGUACUCUGUACUCCAACGCACUCUUUCAACUAAUCCCAGAGGCCUUCGGAUUCGACCCCAUGGAGGAUUAUUACGUGCCCAAGUCUGCUGUUGUGUUUGGAGGCUUUUACCUGUUCUUCUUUACAGAGAAAAUCCUCAAGAUGAUCUUAAAGCCAAAGGAAAGGGGAGGGCAUGGCCACAGUCACUUUCCCGCGGAGCGCUACGCCAGCUCUAAUGGAGAUCUGGAGGACGGCGUGAUGGAGAAACUGCAGAAUGGAGAGGCCGGAGGAGCGUCUUUACCCAGGCCGGAAGGAGACGCCAGAGGCCUUGCUGAAGACGACAAGAUGCUCAACACUGGCCAGACGGUACAGGACUCUCAGAGCUCGGGCGGAUGCUAUUGGCUGAAGGGCAGGGCGUACUCUGACAUCGGCACUCUGGCCUGGAUGAUCACGCUGAGCGACGGCCUGCACAACUUCAUCGACGGUUUGGCCAUCGGAGCCUCCUUCACCGCUUCUGUGUUUCAGGGCAUCAGCACGUCGGUGGCCAUUCUGUGCGAGGAGUUUCCACACGAGUUAGGGGAUUUUGUAAUCCUGCUCAACGCUGGCAUGAGCAUCCAGCAGGCGCUCUUCUUUAACUUCCUGUCAGCGUGCUGCUGUUAUCUGGGCAUGGGCUUCGGCAUCCUGGCUGGGAACAACUUCUCUCCUAACUGGAUCUUUGCUCUGGCCGGGGGCAUGUUCCUCUACAUUGCGCUGGCUGAUAUGUUUCCGGAGAUGAAUGAGGUGAGCCGUGAGGAAGAGGAGGCCGGAGGAAGUGGCUCUCUGGUAACGUUCGCCAUCCAGAACGCAGGGCUGCUCACGGGCUUCGCCAUCAUGCUUAUACUGACCAUCUACUCUGGACAGAUACAGCUUGGAUAGCAGAGAACCUAACUCCGACGCUAAAAGACUAUCUCAGCAACCCGGACCGAAACCCUGAGAUGGACUUCAACGUGAGCCGGCUGUGCUGUGCUCGUUUUAAACCAUUUGCCCAGCUGGACUAGGUCACGACAGAAAUGACUAAAUGUUUCGGCCGUAGUUUGGGCUCCAAAUAAACCCCGGACCGUCGAGAUAAGGCUAGAAUUGACCGACCUGCGAACCUUUGCUUUAGAUUCACCCGAAACCCGGGACUUACCGAUGGAUGAGCUGCCCUCCGGUUCUUCUGCCUCAAAGCUUUGGGACAUUCCCAUCAUUUAAUUCUCCCUCAAAGACGGGCCCGACGGACGGGACGCUUCCUACGCUUCACACCAAAUGGUUUUAUUCAAAAGAAAGAUUCUCAAUAAUGCUAGUUGCCUAGGGACGAGAUGUAGACGUAGACUAGUUAGAUAGCCCUCAUUAUUCUACUAAAACCAAUCUCACUUUAAUCAAAGGUUGCACUGUUGCGUAAAUAGAUUGUAGUUUAGGCACAAAGCGGAGUCCGUUCACCAAUAUAUCUAUUUUUUUCUCCUCAAAUGCAUUCCUUCUUUUUCUCUUGAUGGUUUUCGUUUAACGUCUUCAACAAAAAAAAAGCAGAGACCAGGCUUCUUCCAGAAAAUGUUCCUUUAGCUUUUAUCUUUCUGUUUAUAUGACCAGAAAAAGCGGCGUAUGCUUUCGACACCCUACUUUUUCUUUUCUUUUUCUUUAUUUUUUUUAAACACCCUACCGUAACAUUGCAUAUUAAGUGAUGCAGAAAAUGAUCACACCAGUUAUAAAACUUAUAAAACACUUAUCACUAAACUCUAAAUGCAGUACUCUUCGAAAUGAAAGAAAUAAUUGGGAAACGCAGCAAAGACGUGCGGUGCUGUAGUGUUUCUGCAAUAUGACCAUUCCUUAUAACCUUUGCUUUAUUGCACUACAUCCAACAUUAUUAGAGCUCUUUGCCAAUCAAGCAUCUAGACUGACAAAUCGUUUUCGAUAUCGGUGGAUUUUAAGCUGAAUUUUGUCAUUUCUGCGCCAACGGUUCAGUCAAACGCUGUUCGUUUUCCUUUUCCCGCUGUAGUGUUUCAAUAUUUGAAAUGUUUUUUUUUUUUAAUUCACAGUGUUUAAAUUUUUGUGAAAAAACAUCAACCAACAAAUGGCUUGCCUUAUAUCUAACAUUAUAUUAAAUUAAGAUGAUAUUAUAAGCAAAUUAAGAUGAUAAAAAGUUAUAUAUAUAUAUAUAUAUAUAUAUAUAUAUAUAUA
Molecule: messenger RNA, 3021 nt
Organism: Puntigrus tetrazona (Sumatra barb)
Lineage: Eukaryota; Metazoa; Chordata; Actinopteri; Cypriniformes; Cyprinidae
Gene: slc39a14
Product: solute carrier family 39 member 14
Exons: 10
Coding region: 289-1743 (484 amino acids)
Biological process (GO): zinc ion import across plasma membrane; intracellular zinc ion homeostasis
Cellular component (GO): membrane
Molecular function (GO): zinc ion transmembrane transporter activity
Source: RefSeq, a predicted model, not a curated record